AUGCGGACUCUCCAAACCUUUCUACUUGCCUUCAUCUUAUUCGUAUCCGCCACACGCAUACCUAGUGCAGUUGGAGCAAAGGCGUUGAAAUCAGACGAAGCUAUCUUGGGCAACGGUGUCGCGAAUCUGAAGGAUGAACGGGGUGGCGUCAUCUCUCACCGCACCUUACAGAGUGGCGUGGCUGACUGCACAUGGGACGGAAUCCAAUGUAGCCUGCGAAAAGACUUCGUGAGGAGUUUACCCAGCAUCCUUGGCUCACCGACGACGGACAGUGCCAAGACGCUGGCGGAUGCGGCGCUGCGCGCCACCGUUUGCUCAAACUUCACGGGUAAACCCGAAUGCCUGUCGUACUCGUCGUACAGCUGCGAUUGGGACUCGACACUCAACAAGUGCGUCCUUGCGGAUGUGCUGGACAUCGAGACCCUCCGUGGCGUGGCUUUCUGCCCGGACAGCCUCCUGGACAUCGCCAUGAGAUGCUUCGGAGUGCUGCCCUCAGAAUGCACCACCACCACCACCACCACCACCACCACCAACAACAACAACAAUUGCACUUUGAUGGAUGGCAGUGAGCUAGGUUUGGACAUCGCAAGCGGCAGCAGCAGCCUGAGUCUGAGCAGCAGCGGCAGUAGCAGUGGCGCACUGCUUUCGGGUCUAGAAUCGGACCGGCAGCUGUCGGUGGUGUUGACCGCCGUGUUGUCAUCCUUGGUCAAGUACGGCAUGUCGGGGCUGGCAGAUCCAAUCCUGCAGUUGGUUUCGGGGCUCUUUAAUCAGGCGGCACCGUGGGUAAGCAACACCGCCGUCACGGAGGAUGGCCCCAAGUGGUUGGGAGUGGGGGCGUGCACUGUGCGCCCGGGGCUACUGCCCGCGCUCGCUCUGGAUCCGUUUGAUCGGUGGGUGGCUUACCUAAAUAAUGCAACGGCCAUCUGUCGCUCCUUCACGGACUCGUCCUCGUGCGCGGCUGCUGUCGACAUCGCGGCGGGGCUUCACCAGCAGCUAGGUAGAUCUGGAUCUGGAUCUGCUAACAGCGGCGACGGCGGCUCCGCUGCGGCGUCAGCGUCAGCGCCCUGGUGGAUGAUCGCGGCGGCCACAGCAGCGGCGGUGGCGCUUGGCGACGCCGUACGGCGGUACGGCGCUUGA
Volvox carteri f. nagariensis is the source of this 1137-nucleotide messenger RNA. RefSeq lists its product as uncharacterized. The record is from RefSeq and is a predicted model, not a curated record. Bases 1 to 1137 code for a protein of 378 amino acids. Lineage: Eukaryota; Viridiplantae; Chlorophyta; Chlorophyceae; Chlamydomonadales; Volvocaceae. The transcript has 6 exons.